AUGCGCGGGACUCUCAGCGGCGAGGCGUUCGGAAAGGCGUCGCGUAUUCUUUGUGUGUCGAACUCCGAAUUAUUCUACAAUGUGGUGUUCGGGGCUCACGAAAGGGCAUGGAGGUUAAUAACGGAGAGCUUCAAAAUAAAUUCUGGCAACAGCGCCAAGAAACGCAAGCAGAACGAGGCACACACCACAAACUACAAAUUGAAAAUGAACCCACAUUCGUUAGACUUCAAUAGGACGCAGUCACCACUUAACUCACCCAUUGCGACACCAACGAAACGGAGAGUGCUGGGGGAAAUACAGAAUUCUCCACUCUUCACCAAAAACUCUCCUAUCAUAGACAGAAUUAAAUCGCCAAUAAUUGAAAGACUCAAAAGCUCUCCAUUAGAGCGCAAGAAGUCCCCAUUAAUAGACCGUAACGCACUAUCGCCAUUAACAAGUCGUUCAGAAAGAGUAACGAAGCGGAGUUCGACGAAAAUAUCUAAGAUAUUCGAGGAGAGAACAAAAUUCAGGAUGUCAAAUAAAGAAAACGAGAGUCCGAAUAUCAGUGAGACGUUUGUCAAGUUGGAUAUGGAGGAGGAAACGCGAGACUGCUCCUUCGGUGAGACAUUCAGGUCUUUAAUGUGCACGGAGCAGAAAAUCCCCAAUUGGUGCACUACAAAGUUGGACUUCACCGAUGCGCUGCCACAGAAGUCGUACGAGAAGGAGCCCAGCCCCCUGCUGCAAGACAUGUACGUGCCGGAGAAGGACCUGGAGCCGGACCUGGACACGGGCUUCGAGACUCUGCACGACCUGGAGGAGGAGUUCGACGCGGACAACUUCGACGAGUGCUCCAAGUACGAGAUAAUCUCCACGGACAGCCCGAACAUCAUAUCCAGGGGGCGGCCCAGCUCGAGGAAGAUCAGCUCGCGGGGCUUCGUGUUCGGCGCUCCGCUGGCGGACAGCGAGGCGUCCACUUCGUUCAACAGGCCGAACGCCAACGCCACCAGGAUGCUCAACUUCGACGAGAGUUUCGAGUUCACAUCUCCGGCGGCGAAGAGGCCGGCGGGGGGCGGGGGCUCGGUGAAGAAGUCGCUCAAGUUCACGGAGACCCCCACCAAAGUGGGCUUGGCAGAGCGGAGUGAUUCCGGCAUCAGCGUGCCCUCGCCUUGCCCCAAAGUGAGGUUCCCGUCAGAGUCUACAGCGUCAAUGGAGAGCGGCUUCGCAUCAGAGCUGGAAGAGCCGUUCCUGGAGCUGGAUGAAGCCUCCACUUCCCCGAAGAUGGCCAACCUGAACGAGCUGCUGUCCGGCGCUAUCAAGGAGUCCGUGGUGAGCGAGGAGUUCCUGAGGCGGCCCACCGUGCACAGGAGCCUGAGCUUCAACCCCGAGGCUUCUAGAGCCAGGGUCUCCCUAUUCUCGAUAUCGGAGAGCCCAGACCAGAAGAGGUCACAGAAGCGAGGCGACAGGAACGAGUCCGAUAGCAACUGCAAGCGGAGGAAGUCCAACUGCCAGAGCCCGGAGGUGGAGAGGCCGCAGAGGCCGGUGCUGCAAAGGGCCUAUUCGGAGAACAACGCCUCCAUUAUGUCUGCCCUGGCAAGAUCCGUUGUGGACCCAGACCUGAUCGGCGACUUCUCGCUGCCGUUCGCUCUGCCGCUGACCAGCGGCGACCACCCGGACCUGAAGUCCAUCUCGUGCGACACCCUCGCCGCCCUGCUGAGGGGCGAGUUCGAGCAGAGCGUCGCCGACUUCCAGGUGAUAGACUGCAGAUAUCCCUACGAGUAUGAAGGUGGACAUAUCCUGGGUGCGGUUAACCUGUACACUCCCGCGCAGAUCCUGACCCUCGUCAGCAAGCCCCUGGAGCCUAGGGAGCCGCACGAGAAACGGAAGAUCCUCGUCUUCCACUGCGAGUUCUCCCUCGAAAGAGGCCCCAAAUUAUCGCGCUACCUUCGCUCGAGCGACCGCGCGCGCAACCGCGAGCGCUACCCGUCGCUGCACUACCCCGAGGUGUACCUGCUGCACGAGGGCUACCGCGCCUUCUACCAGCGCCACCCGCAGCUGUGCGCGCCGCCCGGCUACACCGCCAUGCUGGACCCGCGCCACCGCCACCUGCUGCGCCGCCACCGCUCGCUGCAGCCCACCGCCACCGCCGCCGCCGCCGCCACCGCCGCCACCGCCGCCCCUUCACACCGACGCAGCCGCCUCCGCCUGCAGCCC
This is a messenger RNA of Iphiclides podalirius (scarce swallowtail), 2190 nucleotides long. Lineage: Eukaryota; Metazoa; Arthropoda; Insecta; Lepidoptera; Papilionidae. The record is from the annotation of a GenBank genome assembly.